CAUUUCUUUGAACAGAAUCAGGAGGAAAGAAUAAAAACAUUCAGACUGAAUCAUCCUGGUGUCUUCAUUUAAAAUGUUGAAAAAUUCCCAAAAGUGUUGAAAAUGUGGACAUCAGAAGUUUCACCGUGAAUAUUUUUUUUUUCCCACAUUUUCAAACUUUAAACGGGUCAGUUUGACCCGCAGGACGACACGAGGGUUCAUGUGAAUGAACUUUAUCUCUCUGGUUCCCCUGACAGAACGUCUGUCUUCGUGUGGUUCUGGCUCUCCAGACCAGGAUCUGGGUCUCUAAGGGUUAAAGUCUGGUUCUGUAGACCAGGAUCUGGGUCUCUAAGGGUUAAAGUCUGGUUCUGUAGACCAGGAUCUGGGUCUCUAAGGGUUAAAAUCAGCCCUGGGUUCUGCUGCUGGGCUUAGAGCGCCCCCUACUGUUCUCCUGCUAGUGGAGGAGGCGUGGUGCUGGAGGUCCUCCCCCUCCUCAGACCUGCUGCUGCUCGGCUCAGACCUCCUCAGAGACCUGCAGCAGCAGCUCGGGCCGGUUCUCCUCCUGGAUUCUAAGAGGAACGUGCUGAUCCUGGACCUGUUUUUCUGGAUUCUGUCCCCUGAGGAACUUUGAUCAGGACUAACUGUGUUUGUGCCAGAACAACCAUGUUGUUCUCCGGCCGGGUUCUCCAGAGAUGGUUUCUGGCUGUUUUCCUGCUCUGUUCUCCGGUCAGCGGUCGGCCCAUCGACGCCCUCAGCAGCAGGAUAAAGCGUUCAGUGACCCAUGCUCAGCUGAUGCAUGACAAAGGCCGGACGCUGCAGGACUUCAAGCGUCGCAUGUGGCUGCAGGAGCUCCUAGACGAAGUCCACACGGCUGAGAUCCGAGAGCUUCCCGUCAGAACCACGGCCGGAGGAGCAGCGGGAGGCAGCGGCGGCCUGGGGCUGCCGGGCCUCAGCACCACCGGCAGCACCAUGCACUCCAAACCGCCCGGAGUCACCAAGAACCUCCCCAUCAGCUACCGACUGGAGGAGGAAGAAGGAACCAACCUGCCGCAGGAAACCAACAAGCAGACGUACAAAGAUGGAGUCCUGAAGGCGCCCGGAAAGAAGAAGAAGAAAGGCAGGUCUGGGAAGAGGCGAGAAGGAGAGAAGAGGAAGAGGAGGGCCAGGUCGUUGUCAUGGAGACCGGAGGACGAAGCCGGCAGCAGAAUCCACCUGGAGUGGAGGUCGCUGCUCGGCCUGCAGAGGGCGCUGCAGUGAAACACCGUCAGACUCUGACCAAGAAGCUCCAUCCUCUGGGAGUGACUCCUAAAUGCUCCUGUUACAGCCGUCUGUAAUGGUGAUUAUUUGGACAGAAAUUGGAACAUAUUUAUUGUGUGUAAAUAUUCUAAAUAUAGCAGAAUAUGACGAGAACCUGAUGAAGCUCUGAGGAGCUCCACACCUUCAUCUUUGUGAAUCCCUGCUUUUCCUUUUUUAAAGCCGUAAUGUCAGAUGUUCUGCCGUAAUUUAUUUUGUCUGAAUGGUGUAUUUAUUUUGUAAAUGUAUCGAGGUGCUGCUGACCUUCUAUAUUUUUGUACCAUAAUGCACUUUAGAUAUAUAAAUAUAAAUAUAUAUACCAUUAAUGUUGUUUGUGUUUGAUUGAAAUGAAGACUUCUCACUGUCUGGUUCCUCUGCUGCUGUUUCCUGUUUCCUGCUUCUCCACUUCCUGUUUGUACAUAAACGGCUCCAUGUUGUUUUGGACAAAUGCACUGAGAUAAACUCUGUACUGACGGAUUAAACUUUUCACAGUUUA
Acanthochromis polyacanthus (spiny chromis) is the source of this 1768-nucleotide messenger RNA. It is a transcript of the gene pthlha, whose product is annotated as parathyroid hormone-like hormone a. The coding region runs from base 643 to 1236 and encodes 197 amino acids. Lineage: Eukaryota; Metazoa; Chordata; Actinopteri; Pomacentridae. The record is from RefSeq and is a predicted model, not a curated record. Gene Ontology annotation, biological process: regulation of chondrocyte differentiation; adenylate cyclase-activating G protein-coupled receptor signaling pathway; osteoblast development. Gene Ontology annotation, molecular function: peptide hormone receptor binding; hormone activity. The transcript is spliced from 4 exons. Gene Ontology annotation, cellular component: extracellular region.